Molecule: messenger RNA, 477 nt
Organism: Lathyrus oleraceus (garden pea)
Lineage: Eukaryota; Viridiplantae; Streptophyta; Magnoliopsida; Fabales; Fabaceae
Exons: 1
Coding region: 1-477 (158 amino acids)
Source: RefSeq, a predicted model, not a curated record
AUGACGAAGAAGGAUGAGACAACAAUGCCUCAAACAUUGCCACCAAAACUAAAUGAUACAUGUAAGUUUACCAUCUCUUCUACUAUUGGUGAAGUAAAUAUCCCACAUUCUUUAUGUGAUUUAGGAUCUAGUAUAAAUUUCAUUCCACUAAGUAAGGUUAAAGAAUUGAAAUUGGGAGAAGUCAUACCGAGUAAUAUGACUCUCACUUUAGAUGAUUCAUUUAUUACACAUUCACUUGGUAUCUUACAAGACGUGUUAGUGCAUGUUGAUGGUUUAGUUUUUCAUGCAGAUUUUAUGGUUAUUGAUAUGAAAGGAGAUUCAGGAGUGUCAGUUAUUCUCGGACGCCCAUUUUUGGCAAUCGGGAAGGCUUUAAUAGAUGUGGAAACCGGUGAACUUGUCUUGAAGUUCAACAACGAAAAAGUGAUGUGUAAGGUGUAUGAAUGGACAUCAUAUAUGGAUGAUCUAAAUACAUGCUAA